Molecule: messenger RNA, 2106 nt
Organism: Sabethes cyaneus
Lineage: Eukaryota; Metazoa; Arthropoda; Insecta; Diptera; Culicidae
Product: zinc finger protein ZFP2-like
Exons: 4
Coding region: 53-2065 (670 amino acids)
Cellular component (GO): nucleus
Molecular function (GO): zinc ion binding
Source: RefSeq, a predicted model, not a curated record
GCAAAAUAUUGAAAAUAAUGUUUACGCCCGCCAGCUCGACUCGCCUGCAAACAUGAACAUCUGCCGUAUCUGUAUGGCAAACGCCACCGGUGGGCUGGUGCCGAUAUUUUCCAAACUAGAGGAUGCAUUUAUCGCGAACAUUAUCGUGGAGUGUACGGCGGUGCAGAUCCUGGAGGAUGACGGUCUUCCGACCGCAAUCUGCCAGCCGUGCAUCGGUGACCUAAAGCGUAUGAUUAGUUUUAUUAAGAGGGCGCGCGAUUCGGAUCGGAAACUACGGAAGAUCUUCCUGGAAACCAGCACAAAGACGGACGGAGAGCAAACUGCAGGCGAAACAACAAACUGGGAAUCGAAUGUGCAGACGCUAGCAGUUUUUGCUGACGAAAUUAAGGCGGAGGUGGAUUCUGACGAAGAUCAAACGGCGUUCAAGGAUGAUGGACCGAGCGGACAGGAAGAGGUUGCCAAUGGUAGCGACUGGAAAAGUGACGGAUCGUCCGAUGCAAAACCAGCGAAAAAAAGAGGCCGUAAGGCCAGAAAGAAUAGGUAUCGAGAGUCGGACGACGACAGUAACUACGAUUCUGAUAGUUUAGUUAAAAGAAUGAAAAAAACUAAAAAACGUGGCAGGAAAGCCGCAUGCAAGGUAGAAGACGAUGACGAUAAUUAUGAUAAGGAGGAUGUUCUCGAUGAUAAAGAGUUGGCCACCUACAAAAUAGUAGUUGUAGGCAAGAACCAACUGAUUUGUUGUGCGUGUCUUCAGGUGUUUGAUAGCCAGACCGAUUUGCAAGCUCAUGGUGAGAAAAACCACGUAAAGAAACGCCGGGUCAAUACCUCGAAAACAAACAUCUGUGAGAUAUGCUUCCGACGUUACUCGACAUCUGCGGCAUUGAGAACCCACCUGAGGCGGGUAGCGGAAGCCACUAAAAUUUACAACUGCAACAAAUGUACCGCUAGAUUUAUAGAUCAGUCUCGGCGUCGACAGCAUGCCCACCAUCAUCCUCGGGAUAAGGAAAUCGUUCCGUCGAAGGUAAUCGUAGCUCCCAUUCCAGUAGUUGUGCAGGAGGAGUACGGUCGAAUAUGCUGUGCUCAAGCAUGCUACCAGUCAUUUGAAACAGAAGAGCUUUUAAUUGCUCAUGCUCAUACCGCUCACAAGAUGAAUAAGGUGGAACAAUCUCUAGACGAGAAUAGGGACAAACCAAUAGAAUGCCCCGUCUGCUUCAAGCGAUUUUACGAUGAAAUAUCCUUGCAAAGGCACCAACAGCGAAACUACAAACCACUCAGCCAUCAGUGUUCAGUUUGUGGACUGAAAGUACGAGGCGGAGAAGCACUUGCCACUCAUGAACGGUCCCAUCGCAACGAGAAACCAUUCGAAUGUGAAGUUUGUCAUAAAAACUUCACCAGUAAGGGAAGCCUAAAGGCACACAUGAUGGUACACAGUGGUGAGAAGCCCUUCGUUUGCUCCACGUGUGGAUGGAGCUUCCGUCGGAAGCGCAAUCUGCAGGUGCACGUUUUGUCGCACACCAAUAAUCAACCGUUUCAGUGUGAAAUAUGCCAAAAGGCAUUCAAAUCUAAGGUUCACCUGCAGUAUCACAUGAGAACUCACACAGGGGAGAAACCCUAUCCUUGUCGGUUCUGCGAAAAAGCAUUUGCUGACCAUACUAACAGACAACGACAUGAAAUGUCGCAUACUGGUAUCAAGCCGUACAAAUGUUGCUACUGUGAUAAGACUUUCAUCCGGAAACGAUUCCAGGUUGAUCACGAAAGCAGUCACACAGGUGUCAAACCCUACCGCUGUGAAAUGUGCAAUCGAACCUUCAGUCAAAAAACGGCCCUCCGGCGGCAUCUACAGUCCCAUCCGCUGGCACCGGAAAAUGAGAUUGCCCUAGCUGCUCCCUCUCCGAUGCCCGGUUCUGCCACCAUGACCACUGACGAUGCAAAUAUGUCACCAGCGGUGGCACCCGCCACGCAAGUGGAGUUGAAACCAUUACUUUGCGAACCUGGUCCAACAAAUACGGGUGGCUAUUUCCAGCAUCCACGGAAUUUGAGUAUUAAUUUGCACCCCACCGUCUGAGACAAUUUGACAUUUGAAGACACUGGGUGGCCACCAAUUCC